This is a messenger RNA of Polyodon spathula (Mississippi paddlefish), 2705 nucleotides long. RefSeq names its product centrosomal protein 43-like. Gene Ontology annotation, biological process: microtubule anchoring. NCBI's taxonomy places the organism in Eukaryota, Metazoa, Chordata, Actinopteri, Acipenseriformes, Polyodontidae. Gene Ontology annotation, cellular component: centrosome. The record is from RefSeq and is a predicted model, not a curated record. Bases 180 to 1724 code for a protein of 514 amino acids. Gene Ontology annotation, molecular function: calcium ion binding; protein binding. The transcript has 19 exons.
CAGCCCUUUUCUUUAUUUGCGGAGAUAACAGAUACCAUAGAAAAAGAAACAAACAAGUAGUUAUUAUACUUAAUAUAACUGUAUGUUUUGAAAACAAAAAAACAAAACAAAAAACUGUAUGCUGAAUGUGUUGUGCCGAAUAACCAGCUAGCACAGUCUGUGUUGUUGUCUUGGUGAAGAUGACAGCUGUAGAAGAAGAUACUGAGCUUCGGGACCUGCUGAUACAAAACUUGGAAAACAGCGGGGUCCUCAAUAAAAUAAAGGCAGAACUCCGAGCAGCUGUGUUUCUAGCUUUGGAAGAACAGGAAAAAGUAGAGAAGAAAACUCCUUUGUUUAACGAAAGCUUGAAAAAGUUUUUAAACACAAAAGAUGGACGAUUGGUGGCCAGUCUUCUGUCUGAUUUUUUGCAGUUUUUUAACUUGGACUUCACAAUGGCGGUUUUUCAGCCUGAAAUAAACACAUUGUUGGAAAGUCGAGAUGCUGUAGCCAGAGAGCUGGGAAUUCCGGAGACAGAGGCAACCAAAGGGGCACCGCUGCUGUUGGAAUUAAUGAAGAGGGGUCGCCACAAAGAUAGAGGCUCCAGUUUUGCAGAGGGUGAUCGGGCUGUACAUAUUCCUAAGGAAUUAUCUCCAAAGCACAUCGCUGAAGCCAGAAAAAGGUUUGAUCAUUAUGAUAAGGACAGAAGUGGUGAGAUAAGCAAAGAAGAAUUGAAGAUACUAUUUACAGAUCUUUUUCCUCACUUUCAUAAGAGUAUGCUGGAAAGGUACAUUACUGAUGAGUUCAGAGCUUUGGAUAAAGGAUUUAAUAACUCUAUUGCCUUUGACCAGUUUCUUGGGAUGUACAAAUGUUUAUUUAUCCAGUGUAGAAGUGUGGUGACAAAUGAUAUCUGUGACAUUGUUCAAACACCAAGCAAGUUCCUUGAGGAGAAACUAAAUUCUACAUUAGAAAGCAAGGCUAUUGAAUCCAGCCAUGGCGAAUUAAGCUUGCCGAUUGGAGGUGUGACAAAUAAAAGCAAUGUCCAGAUAUCGGCUAGUGAAUCAAAACUGGACUCAAAGCGCAACAGCAACAUUCCAGCAAUUAAGAAGGGUGAAGAUUUUGGUCUGGAUGAUGAAAAGGAUGAAGGAGAUUCUUUCUUUGAUGAUCCAUUGCCUAAACCUGAGAAAACAUAUGGCAGUAUAUCCCUGGCAGACAAAAGGGUUUUAGAGGCAAGUAUGUCAGAAAACAAGAUGAACCAUAAUCACAAAGAGACCACUGUUAAAAGCAAUGACACAGAUGAAGAGACUGAGGAUCCCUUUGCAGAGAAUGGUAACGGACACAACCCUGAAGAGAGGACAGAUUCAAGUAGGCCGAUGGGAAGCCUUGCACCUCUUUCUGAUGCACCUCCUUUGAAAACUGGUUUAGUGUCCCUGGCUGGAGUGCCCCCACUUAAAGGACCUUAUGACAGCAAUGGCAAAGUUAUUGAAUUGAAAGACCUGAAGACAAUGAAUGAGAAAAUAGGCUCUUUCGGAUUAGGAGAUAAAGAUGAUGAUUAUGAUGAUUUUAACAGUAUCAGCCGUCGAUCAGAUAAAACUAAAAGUGAAGUUAGCAUUGGAGAGGAGAUUGAAGAAGAGCUUUCUAUUGAAGGGGUGGAUUUCAAUGCCAGUGAUGAGCUUGAUGACUUAACACUGGAUCGCAGCAUUUCACAGUUCAGCGAAGCUAUUGACUACAUGGAGGAAGUUGCAUAGACAUGCUGUAAUCAGACAAUCUUGCUUUACUCAAAAAGCUGGAACUUUAAAACCUUGCCGUGCCUUUUGUUACAGAUAUAUACUAAACUGAAACUUGACUGCAUUUUCUUAACUGUACAGAGCAGGCGGUUACAACUGUUAUGGUUAUUCAGUCAGGACUGCAGUUUAAAGUGUUUGUUUUGUGUUACGCUUCAGUCAAAAUGGUUGUGUUAAUAUUGUGAAAAAACAACUCCAACAUAUUGAUCACACACACAACCCUUCUGUAGCUAGACAGUGAAAUACCCUAAAGUAAAAUAUGGACAGCUUACAAAAGCUUUCAUACAGCUGCUUCACAGAGAAUGCUUAGCUUGAUCUUGUACUACCUUAAAUGAUGUAGCUCAAGAAUGGUGCUAGCAGGGUCUGUGAAACAGUACAGUAGUUUGGAUGUGAUUAUUGCUUUUGUGUUCCUACUCUAGUUACAGAACACUGUUAUGUUGAGUUCUGGCCAGCUGAUAAUCAUAUUUAGCCCUUUUUAUAUUGUGAAGGGGUAUUUCACUGUAUAUUGAUCUGGUUGCCUUUUUAAGUAUUUAUGGCUGUCUUUUUUAAGGUUUCGGCUUUUUAAAAAUCCAUAUUGAAUUUGUUGUUUAAAAAAAAGACGACGCAAUACAGAGUUAAGAAUCCGGAAGUACAGUCUGUAUCUAAUUGGAUUGUCAAAACAAAAAUACUAACUGAUUACAAUUAAAAAAAGAGAGCGUGGAUCUUGCUGGCUACAAGGGUUCAUAACUGGCUGAGCUAUGCAGGCAAAGCUUUAUUAUUACUUUUUGUUCUCUCAAUACAGCCUAGUUACUCAGGGUAAAUUAUCCUGAAAAUCAACUAACUAGAGUGCUUAGUCCAGUUAUUUGAUGUUGCACUGUACAUGGUAAAUGCCUUUUUCUUGCUGAAGUAUGUAUAUAUUUGCAAAAAUGCAAUUGGAAUGUUAAAUGAUUAAAAGUGACCUCUAAA